AUGAAGCGACCAAACAGCAACGGAGACUUGGGUGAAACCUUGCUGAAGAAAAAAAAGGGGUGGGACACUCUGUACGAGACGGUGAUAAAUGCGUCGUCCCGUGCGAGAAUAAAGUAUGAUGAGAACGCCCUCGUGAGAAAGGACCUGCCAGAUUUGAAGCGCUCCAGUCGCUUCAUGUUCACCCUGUCGUCUACUGGGGUCAUUCCGCGCGAGGAGGUGGACGUCACGAAGAAAAUCCUGAAGCUAUGCAACCUGCGGGACGAGUUUAUAAAGCCGUUCACAGACAUCGACACCACGUUGGUAGAAAAAAGGACCCACUCGGAGGGCGGCGAACCGAAGGAGCAUGAAGACACCAAGUCGGAUGAGCCAAUUUAUAACCCUAGCAAGGUGGUUAUUUUGGACAAGUGUAACGCGUUCCUCAAUUUCGUCGACGGGAUUUUCUUCGUCCACUGGGACCCUCUGCAGGACGAUGGGCCGAAGAGCAAAGACGAAUGCAGCGAAGAAAACAAGUUAGCAGAGCACGCGGGCAUGAAGUCGACGGAGGAGUACCUAUCUGCCAUCCAAGAAAUAAUGCUAGCCGUGCAGGACCCCGCUUGCAAAAGCUUCUGCUACCAAAGGUUAAAAUAUUUAGAGCAAAAAUUUGAUUUCCACCUUAUGUUUAAUGGGUCUUUAGAAUUACGUGAAACAACAAACAUCAAGCACAGAGAUUUUUAUAACAUCAGGAAGGUCGAUACACAUGUCCAUCACUCAGCCUGCAUGCAACAGAAGGUAUUACUUCGGUUCAUUCGAGAUAAAUACAAAACGGAAUCUAACACCGUAGUGUAUAUAUCAGAUAACGGGAUCAAAAUGACCCUGAAAGAUAUUUUCGAUCAAAAAUUAAAGACCUCUGCUUAUGAAGCUACCGUAGAUACACUAGCUGUUAAUGCACUUGGGAGUUGCUUCCACAGAUUUGAUCUGUUUAAUAAUAAGUACAAUCCAUUUGGACAAAAGUUGUUAAGAGAAAUUUUUUUAAAAACAGAUAAUUAUAUUGAAGGAAGGUACUUGGCCGAAAUUACAAAACAAGAAAUAAAAAAUUUAGAGAAAUCGAAAUAUCAACAUGUGGAAUGGCGUAUAUCUAUAUAUGGACAGAACCCAAAUGAAUGGAAAAAGCUAGCUAAAUGGGUUCUACAAAAUAAUCUCUCCAGUGCUUCUGUACGAUGGAUUAUUCAAGUACCAAGACUUUACUAUGUAUAUAAAAAAAGAGGCUUAAUUAAUUCCUUUGCAGAUUUUUUAAGUAACAUAUUUGAACCUUGUUUCCAAGCGGCUAAAAACCCAGAACAAAACAGAGAAGUUUUUGCCUUCCUUCAGCAAGUCGUUGGGUGGGAUAGCGUUGAUGAUGAGUCCGCCAUUUCGAAGUAUACCACUGGGGGUGGGGAGCUUCCUACUCCAGACAAAUACACCAGUGACAACAACCCCCCCUACUCCUACUACGCAUACUAUAUGUACGCUAACAUAAGGACCCUCAAUGACUUUCUCGUUAGUAGACACCUUCGCCCAAUGGCUUUCAGACCCCACUGUGGCGAAAUCGGAAACAUAAGCCAUCUGGCCUCCAUGUUCCUUCUGGCGGACAGAAUAAACCACGGAAUAAAUUUGAGGAAAUCGCCCGUUUUGCUUUACCUCUACUAUUUGAAGCAGAUCGGGCUGGCCGUUUCGCCCCUGUCCAACAACGCCCUGUUUUUGCAGAUCGAGAAAAACCCCUUUAAGCGCUUCUUCAAAAUUGGCCUCAACGUGUCACUGUCCACGGACGACCCCCUCAUGUUCCACUUCACGGAUGAGCCCCUGCUGGAGGAGUACUCCGUGUGCGCGCACAUAUGGAAGCUCACCACCGUGGACUUAUGCGAACUAGCAAGGAAUUCCGUCAUGCAGAGUGGAUACGAACCAUCCUUCAAGAAGCACUGGUUGGGUAUAGACACAACUAAUGGAGUGAUAAAUUUUGAGAACCACCCGGAGAAAACGAACAUACCCAAUACGAGGGUGGCGUACAGGAAGAAUACCUUUGACGAAGAGAAUGAAAACAUUCGGAGGCUGGCGAAUUACACAAGUGAUGCGUGCGGGAUUGACCCGUAG
Plasmodium fragile is the source of this 2106-nucleotide messenger RNA. Its product is annotated as AMP deaminase. Bases 1 to 2106 code for a protein of 701 amino acids. Gene Ontology annotation, biological process: IMP salvage; AMP metabolic process. Lineage: Eukaryota; Apicomplexa; Aconoidasida; Haemosporida; Plasmodiidae. The record is from RefSeq and is a predicted model, not a curated record. Gene Ontology annotation, cellular component: cytosol. Gene Ontology annotation, molecular function: AMP deaminase activity. The transcript has 8 exons.